ACGAAGUUUUCAUUUUGAAGAUAAAUUGUAUAAAAUUUGUAUUUGUUAUGCUUAGCCUACCAAAUGUUCGUAAAUUAUGCCUUAGUAAUUUACAUUCGUACGAGAUUUUCUAUAAAAUGUAAAAACAAGUAAACACAAUUUAACAUCAAUAGUAACCUCUAAGUCAUUACAUGUAUUCCGAUAUGAAUCCUAAAAUUUGUGUUAUUUGUCGUAAUUCAAAACCUGUUAACCAGACGGACAAUCGUUUAGUAACUGAAAAUUGUGGCCACGUAAAAUGUAUGAAUUGUCUUCUGCUUGAAAAAUCUGGUUGCGUAGCUUGCUUGAGAGAGGGAAGUGAUCAGGAGUCAGGAGAAGCACCGACAGACUCCAAAGAAUUGGUUAAAAAGAAAAAACCGGAGACAUCACAUGUAAGAAUUGUUACAGUUGAAAAUGAGAAAUUCUAUGAAUGCACAGUAUGUGAGAAGAGAUUUCAUGCCCGCAGCCAAGUUGCCUAUCAUGCAUACUGUAAUGGACAGAGAAAGCCCUACCAAUGUCCCGAAUGUAACAAGAGCUUUGCAACCCAUUCCCACUUCAAGUACCACAUGCGUGUGCACCGCAAUGAACGGACAUAUGCCUGCGAUGUGUGCGGUGACAGUUUCUUCCAGAUGUCAAAGCUGCAACGUCACAAACUGAAGCACACAAAAGAGAAAAAAUAUGCCUGUACAGUUUGUACCAAAGGUUUCAACAACUUGACCUCACUGCGUAAGCACAGUUUGACACACACGGAGGAACGGCCGUACCAAUGCAGCGCGUGCGGACGUCGCUUCAGAGACGGCUCCAAUUAUAGGAAACAUGUUGCCAAACAUGAGAUGAAGAAGUGCGGUUGUGAGGGAUGUGGUAGGUCGGGCGCGUGCUGCGUGCAGCCGGCAGCGACGCGGGCGCUGCGCUCGCACCAGUGUCCGCGCUGCCCGCAGGCCUUCCACUCCGGUAAAGACAUGAGAAGACACGCUGCCGUGCACUCCGAUUCGAAGCCAUUUCGUUGCAAAGUGUGCAAUAGACGUUUCAGAAGGAAGGAUAACUUGGAGCGUCACAUUAGAAACACCCACCCAGAGUACGUGCCCGCCACCGCUGUUGAAUGCGACGAGGGCGUUCUCAAACAAGUCGCAAACACGAACGGACAAACUGAACAACAUAUAGAAACAAAUGGAGCGACCGAAAUAAAUAAACUAGAAAUACUCGAACAACUACCACUUUUAACGCAAGAAGUCAUAGAAAAACAUAUGUAUAUUGAAGUGGAUAUUGAUACAAAAGAUUGUAAAGAUGAGAAACAAAACAAUAAAGAUUUCAUAGACAAAUCGUAUAUUCUAGAAGCUAAUAAUGCAAGAGAAAGUGUUAUAGUCGAGAAGAGGAAUGCUGAUAGUGAGAAGAAACCGGCCAGUCCCGCCCCGGAGUAUGGCUAUGUGCAUAAAAUAAGACGGGCUAACUUGAUGAGGACAUCCAAAGAGAUCCCACUCCCGCCGAUAGAUGAGCAGAAGAUGAUGAAAUUAAAAGAGAAUAGUGACUUGAAUGAGUUCCAUUCGAGGCCGCCCAUAAAGAAUGUGGAGCUCUACAAAAUGAUACUGACCAACGAUAAACAAGUGUUGAGUCAAGUGUCGCCGGGCGCGGAUACGGAGGCGUGAAAUAUAAUGGAAAUGUUUGGAACUAAAGGCUGAAUGUGGUGAUUUUAUGCAUGAGACGGAUACAGGAAUUACUGCUAUGUAAAAUCAAUUAAAUCGUUUAUCUAAAAACACAAAAUAUCAAUGAAAUGGUAUAAUAAAAUACUGCAAACAUAUAUAAUUUUAAAUCUUUAGUUAACUCAAAAUGGAUUACACAUGUAAGUGUUUUUUUAUUUUUACUAUAUUGAAUACUUUUAUAUAUGUUUGAUGUAUAUAUGAAUUUUCCAACAUAUAAACUCGUCUUACCGCUGGUUUCUGAGACCAAAAUAUCUGUAUAAAACAUAUCGUCAUCCCUAUCAUUAUGUUUGACAAAACAGAGAUGACAAUAUGUUUUAAACAGAGAUUUUAGAGUCGGAAACACACGGUUAGGCAUUUGUGGUAAAGUUCGUAUUAUGAUUGUUGUAUGAAUUUGUAUGGGAUAUAAUCAGGAUACAGAUAAAAUAAAUCAUAAUGAUGUGUCUUAUUGGGCUUAUAAAUGCAAUGUUUAGUUAUGAAAUGUCAAAUGUUUAUUAUCUACAUUACAUAAUAUAAGGAUCCUAAAAUCAGUCAUAAAUAUUACUAACAUUGUUGCUUUUAAGAACGUCCAAGACGUAUGUAGUUUUAAGGUAUAUAUAGCUGUGAACUUUAUUAUUUUUAUAUACAUAAGUGUCCAGUGAGAUUUAGAAACGUUGUUAUUUUAAAGUUUAUCUGGCUGGAAGGACCAAAAUUUUUAAAUUGGUAUUUGAUCUCAUUUGAAUUUGGAAUUUUUUCUUUUUUAUUCGAAAUUUAUUAUUAAUUAAUUAAAACGGUAAGUCGUCCGUAGAAUAAUAAUGUUUCUGAAUCUAUUCGUCAGUUGAUUGCAUUUAAAUAUAUUUGUUCCUUAAAAAGGUUACGGGCAUUCUGUAUUAUAAAGGACAAGUUUUAGUUUUGUAUUUGAACAUAAUAAUUUGUGUUACUUAUUUUUCUAUUUUUUUAUAGGAUAUUUUUUAGAACAUCACAAAAAUGCCCUUUAUUCAAAUAAAUACUUAAUUCAACACAAUGUUACCAUGUAGUAAUGGCAAUAAUCAGAAGACUGUAUUUGAAAAAAAAAACAUUGCCAGAGUAGAAAUUUUUUUUCACUCUAGGUUUUAUAUUUUCAAUGAAAUUUUUGGGAUUUUGCGUAAAGCUUCGUCUGCCAAAAAAAAAUGUAUGUGAUAAAAAAAAAUUGUAAACAAUUUCGCGUUUGUGAAAAGUUAUAGAUUUAUAAUUACGACUGAUGUUUGUGAUCUCUUUCAUAUGUUGAUCUCAAGUUUAUAAUUUAAGGUAACGCAACAUCUAUAUUAUCGGAUAAAGAUUUUUGUAACGUUCAAAAUUGAAUUAAUCGAAUGUUUGAAUAUUCAACGACUAUUGCAGCUUGACUUGGUGACUUCAGAAAGUUUUGUAUACGUGUUUUUCAUUUAAAUAAAUGCAUUAA
Papilio xuthus (Asian swallowtail) is the source of this 3126-nucleotide messenger RNA. RefSeq names its product zinc finger protein 668. The transcript has 7 exons. Gene Ontology annotation, cellular component: nucleus. Gene Ontology annotation, biological process: regulation of transcription by RNA polymerase II. The record is from RefSeq and is a predicted model, not a curated record. Bases 171 to 1658 code for a protein of 495 amino acids. Gene Ontology annotation, molecular function: DNA-binding transcription factor activity, RNA polymerase II-specific. Lineage: Eukaryota; Metazoa; Arthropoda; Insecta; Lepidoptera; Papilionidae.